GGCUGGGUCCAAGGAGUGGCUCAGUGCAGCCACUGAACACGUCAGCCUCUCAGCUGGCCUGGGUUAGUGGGGCCACUGGACUCUAAGCAGCAAGUGCAGCUUAAGGGGUUCUGAGGGGUUCAAGUAGAGCAGGCCCAGGGGUAGGGGAGAGAAGAAAGAGAAAGACUGUUGAAGAGGGAUAGGGAGAAGCAGGGAGACAGACAACACACCUCAGGGGUAGGGUGGCAGACUCAGACUUUGUGGAAAGAAAGUGUUUAACAGAGAAAGAGAACGAGGCAGAGAAGAACCUAAGACAGAGAGCAGAGGAGGGGUGAAACAGAAAUAAGGAGAGGGAGAGGAAGCGGAAGGGCAAAGGGAAGGUGGAGAAAAGGAGACAGAGACACAGAAUGAAGGACCCACGGACAGACAGCGGCAGGUGCAGGUGGCAGAUAAUGCACACUGUGGCAGCCGUGGUCCAAGGCACUGGAGCAGCCCUGAGGACCCCCAUCAGGGCUCCCCUGCUGUUCAUGGGGCUGCUGAUCACAGGUCUGGCCCAGUUGCCAAUCUCUGUCUCAGUCCCUCGAGGCUUCUGGGCCCUACCCGAAAACCUGACGGCUGUGGAGGGGGCCACUGUGGAACUGAAGUGUGGCAUCAGCGUGCCUGGCAGUGCCGUACAGUGGGCCAAGGAUGGCCUGCUAUUAGGCCCCAGCCCAGCGAUCCCAGGCUUCCCGAGAUACCGCAUGGAAGGAGAUACUGCUAGAGGUGAAUUCCACCUGCGCAUUGAAGCAUGUGACCUCAGUGAUGACGCAGAGUAUGAGUGCCAGGCUGGCCGCUCAGAGACAGGCCCUGAACUUGUGUCUCCCAGAGUGAUCCUCUCCAUCCUGGUUCCCCCCAAGGUGCUUCAGCUGACCCCUGAGGCAGGGACCACAGUCACCUGGGUAGCUGGGCAGGAAUAUGAGAUCAGCUGUGUGUCUGGGGAUGCAAAGCCAGCACCUGACAUCGCCUUCCUCCAGAGUGGACGAACAGUAUCCAGCAUAUCUGUCGACGUGAGCGAAGGAUCCCAGGAGAAACUCUUCAUCACAGAGGCCACAGCCAGGGUGACACCUCAGAGCUCGGAUAAUGGGCAGUUACUAAUCUGCGAGGGAUACAGUCCAGCUUUGGUCAGCCCCAUCAAGGCCUCAAUCACCAUGAAUGUUUUGUUUCCCCCAGGACCUCCUGUCAUCGAAUGGCCAGGCCUGAAUGAAGGGCUCGUUAGGGCAGGACAGAACUUGGAGCUGCCAUGCACAGCCCGAGGGGGAAACCCACCAGCCACACUGCAGUGGCUGAAGAAUGGCCAGCCUGUGGCCAUAGCAUGGGGCACAGAGCUCACCCACGCCACAGCCCGCAGUGUACUCACGAUGACUGUGCGGCCAGAAGACCAUGGAGCUCGAAUCAGCUGUGAAGCCUACAACAGUGUAUCUGUAGGGACCCAGGAACGAAGCAUCACACUGCAGGUCACCUUUCCUCCCAGUGCUGUUGUCAUCUUGGGAUCUGUAUCACAGUCUGAGAAUAAGAAUGUGACUCUCUGCUGCCUCACAAAGUCCAGUCGCCCGCCGGUCCUGUUGCGAUGGUGGCUGGGUGGGCGGCAGCUGCAGCCCACGGAGGAGACAGUCAUGGAUGGCCUGCAUGGUGGUCACAUCUCCAUGUCCAAUCUGACCUUGCUGUUGCGUCGAGAAGACAAUGGCCUGACCCUCACCUGCGAAGCCUUCAGUGAGGCCUUCACCAAGGAGACCUUCAAGAAGUCUCUCACCUUGAAUGUGAAACAUCCUGCCCAGAAACUGUGGAUUGAAGGACCCCAAGAGGGUCAACAUUUCCGGACUGGGACCCGGGUGAGGCUGGUGUGUUUGGCCAUUGGGGGCAACCCAGACCCUUCCCUCAUCUGGUACAAGGACUCGCGCACCGUGAUGGAGCCGCGGCAGCCCCAGGAGCCACGGCGGGUGCAGCUGGGAAGUCUGGAGAAGUCGGGGAGCAUCUUCUCCCGCGAGCUGGUGCUGGUCCUAGGCCCGCCGGACAACAAGGCCAAGUUCUCAUGCAAGGCGGGCCAGCUGAGCGCGUCCACGCAGAUCGUGGUGCUGUUUCCCCCAACCAACUUGACGAUCCUGGCCAAUUCGUCAGCGCUGCGUCCGGGGGACGCCUUAAACUUGACUUGCAUCAGCGUGAGCAGCAAUCCGCCAGUCAACCUGUCCUGGGACAAGGAGGGAGAGAGGCUGGAAGACUCGGCCGCACCGCCGCAGAGCGCCCAGUUCAAAGGCUCUGCUGCGUCCAGGAGUGUUUUUCUUCGGGUGUCAUCCCUCGAUCACGGCCAUCGCGUGACCUGCCGAGCCCACAGCCCGGAGCUCCGCGAAACCGUGAGCUCCUUCUACCGCUUCAACGUGCUAUACCCUCCGGAGUUCCUGGGGGAGCAAGUGCUGGUGGUGACCUCGGUGGAGCAGGGCGAGGCACUGCUGCCUGUGUCCGUGUCCGCUAACCCCGCGCCUGAGGCCUUCAACUGGACCUUCCGUGGCUAUCGCCUCAGCCCAGCUGGCGGCCCCCGGCAUCGCAUCCUGUCCGACGGGGCUCUGCAGCUAUGGAAUGUGACCCGCUCCGACGACGGCUUCUAUCAGCUCCACUGCCAGAACGCAGAGGGCACCGCAGAAGCUCUGGUGCGGCUGGACGUGCAUUAUGCUCCCACCAUCCGUGCCCUCCAGGACCCUACUGAAGUGGAUGUUGGGGGUUCUGUGGACAUAGUUUGCACCGCCGAUGCCAAUCCCAUCCUCCCAAACAUGUUCAACUGGGAGAGACUGGGGGAAGAUGAGGAGGACCAGAGCCUGGAUGACAUGGAGACAAUGUCAAAGGGGUCCACAGGGCGUCUGCGGAUUCACCAUGCCAAACUGGCCCAGGCGGGUGCUUACCAGUGCAUUGUGGACAAUGGAGUGGCACCUCCAGCCCGAGGCCUGGUCCGUCUUAUUGUCAGAUUUGCCCCCCAGGUGGAGCAUCCCACUCCUCUAACUAAAGUGGCUGCAGCUGGGGACAGCACCAGUUCUGCCACCCUCCACUGCCGGGCCCGUGGUGUCCCCAACAUUGUCUUCACUUGGACCAAAAAUGGAGUCCCGCUGGAUCGUGAAGAUCCCAGGUACACUGAGCACGUAUACCACCAGGGUGGAGUCCAUAGCAGUCUCCUGACCAUUGCCAAUGUGUCUGCAGCCCAGGAUUAUGCCCUCUUCACAUGCACAGCCACAAACCCGCUUGGCUCGGACCACACCAACAUUCAGCUCGUCAGCAUUAGCCGCCCUGACCCACCACUGGGAUUGAAGGUUGUGAGCCUGACUCCCUACUCAGCGGGACUGGAGUGGAAACAUGGAUUUGAUGGGGGUUUGCCACAGAGGUUCCGCAUCAGGUAUGAGGCCCUGGAGACUCCCGGGUUUCUCUACGUGGAUGUCCUACCACCUCAGGCCACCACCUUCACACUGACUGAACUGCAGCCUUCUACACGAUACAGAGUCUGGCUGCUGGCUAGCAAUGCCUUGGGGGACAGCGGAUUAGCUGCUGAGGGGACCCAGGUCUCCAUCACCACCCCAGGCCUGGACCAGCCUUCUGGAGAACCUGAUGACCAGCUGCCUACAGAGCAGCCUGCAGAACCCCCAGGACUCCCCCUGCUGCCUGUGCUGUUUGCAGUCGGGGGUCUUCUGCUGCUUUCGAAUGCCUCAUGUUUUGGGGGUUUCCUCUGGUGGCGAAGACUGAAGCACCCUGCUCAGGGUAUCUCAGAGAAGACAGAGACAGGGUCGGAGGAGGACCGAGUCAGGAAUGAAUAUGAGGAAAGCCAGUGGACUGGGGACCAGGACACUCGAAGUUCCACGGUUAGCACAACAGAAGUUGAACCAUAUUACCACUCUUUGAGGGACUUCAGCCCCCAGCUGCCCUCCACACUGGAGGAAGUGGAGUAUACCCCAGGCUUCACAGGUCUUGAAGUAGAGGAUGUGGCCUUCCCUGCACACCUGUAUGAUGAGGUGGAGAGAAUGUAUGCCCCACCAGGGGCCUGGGGACCCCUUUAUGAUGAAGUGCGGAUGGGCCCCUAUGACCUCCACUGGCCCAAGGACAAGUAUGAAGGUUCAGGAAGAAUCUAUGACCAGGUGGCAGGAGAUUCAGACUCUCUUCCCUUUGAGCUAAGGGGAGAUCUGGUGUGACAGCCUUCUCAGCAGCCCUUUCCUGCACCUACAGGACAUAAUACUCCAGGGUCUUUUUCAUUCCAUCCUGGCUUAGCCUGUUAAGUGAGCUGCAUGGGACACAAAGGGAUAGAUUUUUUUCCCAGAGAGGCCAUGGGGGAAAUGUGUGUAAGUGACAGAAGUUGGUUCAAGCUGUGGUCAGAGUAUAAGCAACGUUCUUCCUGGGGUUGGCUUUAAUUACUAAACUUCCCCACCAUGACAGGGUGACUUGUAAGUGACGUCUCAACAACAACAACAACAAAACUGAGCCAGGUAUUGUGCACAUACCUAUAGUCCCAAUACUCUUGAAGGCUGAGACAGAAAGAUAGCAAAUUUGAGCACAGCCUGGCAACUUAGUAACUUAGAGAGCUCUAGACCCUGUAUAUAAAAAGGAGGGAGUUGAGGAUAUAGCUCAGUAUAAAGGCCCUGCAUUCAGUCUCCAGUACCACAAUAAAACCAAAACCAAAACUCAGUUCAUUUUGAAUUUGAUUACAUCUGAAAUAGCCAAUUGUUAUGUCCUACAUAUUUCAUUAUUUUUACAGUAUAUAAAACAUGCUUAU
Molecule: messenger RNA, 4759 nt
Organism: Fukomys damarensis (Damara mole-rat)
Lineage: Eukaryota; Metazoa; Chordata; Mammalia; Rodentia; Bathyergidae
Gene: Nphs1
Product: NPHS1 adhesion molecule, nephrin
Exons: 29
Coding region: 387-4181 (1264 amino acids)
Biological process (GO): cell-cell adhesion
Cellular component (GO): cell-cell junction
Molecular function (GO): cell adhesion molecule binding
Source: RefSeq, a predicted model, not a curated record